Molecule: messenger RNA, 213 nt
Organism: Cokeromyces recurvatus
Lineage: Eukaryota; Fungi; Mucoromycota; Mucoromycetes; Mucorales; Mucoraceae
Exons: 1
Source: RefSeq, a predicted model, not a curated record
AAACUCCUUUUUUUUUACAGAGAUGGACAAUACAAAAUUUAUAAUGAAGAGGGUCAAUUAACGUAUAAUCCGAUGGAGGUUCUUAUAUCAAUUAUCGGCGAUCCUAAUAUUGUUCUUGAAACUUUAACAGACCAUUCCUCUUAUAUGAAAAACAAACCGUUGAAAAAAAAACAAAUAGUUAAUCUUUGCAGGAAAUAUAUCCGUACAUUCUAG